AUGACGGUCGACUUGACCCUCCCCAGCGGUGAAUUCUACAAUCGCGAAGACACCACCUUUGCCUCGGGCUCCGAACGCUGUGCUGCCUGGGUGUAUCGACCAACAGGUCCUCCCCUCAAACCCGCCGACGGAUCGGCGUCAAAUGGCAAAUAUCCUGCCAUCGUUGUUGGUCACGGCAUCGGCGGCAUCCGCGAAUACGGGUUGGAUCGCUACUGCGCCCGCUUCUCAGAGCUCGGCAUCAUCUGCGUCGCCUUCGAUUACCGUCACUUUGGUGCCAGCACAGGCGAGCCUCGUCAGCUCCUCGAUAUCGGCUUGCAGCAGCAGGAUUGGAAGAAUGCCAUCGCUUUCGUAAAAGGUCUCGAGGAUGUCGACGAGUCGAGAGUCGGCAUCUUUGGCAGCAGCUUCGGAGGCGGCCACGUAACGUACAUCGGCAGCGUCGACCCCAGCAUCAAGGCCAUCAUUGCACAAUGCCCCUUCACAUCCGGUUUCCACUCGAGUCUCACGGUCGGUUUCCUUCCGCUCUUCAAGCUCGCCUUCUUAGGCAUCCGCGAUCUCUUCUCGAGAGGCAAGAACAUCGUCCCUGUGUUGCUGGCAGGCGAGCCUGGUCAAGCCGCUCUGAUGAACUCGCCCGAAGCCAUGGACUACAAGCUGAUCGUUCCAGAGCAUUUGCAGGACGGCCCCAACUACGUCGCCGCGCGCUUCGCUCUCAAAAUCUCGUUCUACAACCCCGGCUGGAGAACCUCGUCCAUCAAAAGUCCAAUCUUGUUUGGCGUCUGCGGCAAGGACUCGGUUGCUCCGCCCGGGCCAACGCUCAAGUAUGCUGCAAAGGCAAAGGAUGCCACGAUUAAACUCUAUAAGGACAUGGGCCACUUUGACAUUUACGUCGGCCCCCAAUUUGAUGAGGCGACAAAGGACUACUGUACUUUCCUCCGCAGCAAACUGUAA
Molecule: messenger RNA, 945 nt
Organism: Pseudozyma hubeiensis SY62
Lineage: Eukaryota; Fungi; Basidiomycota; Ustilaginomycetes; Ustilaginales; Ustilaginaceae
Exons: 2
Coding region: 1-945 (314 amino acids)
Source: RefSeq, a predicted model, not a curated record